Mangifera indica (mango) is the source of this 1836-nucleotide messenger RNA. Its product is annotated as lysM domain receptor-like kinase 4. Lineage: Eukaryota; Viridiplantae; Streptophyta; Magnoliopsida; Sapindales; Anacardiaceae. The record is from RefSeq and is a predicted model, not a curated record. Gene Ontology annotation, biological process: protein phosphorylation. The transcript has a single exon. Gene Ontology annotation, molecular function: protein kinase activity; ATP binding. The coding region runs from base 1 to 1836 and encodes 611 amino acids.
AUGGUUUCUCUUCCUAAUAUCAUUUGUUUCUGCAUUCUGAUUUUCCUCGCCAAAACUGUUCACUCUCGACAAUCCUAUGAUAAAUCAGACUGCAGCUCACAAUCACAAAUUUCAGGGUCCAAUUACCUUUGUAGCUCCAGAUUUCCUUGUGAUACAUACGUAGUGUACAGGGCUCAAAAGAAUUUCCAGUCAUUGUCCUCUGUGUCAUCUCUCUUUCACUUGGGACUUGACAAGCUCCUUGAUAUCAACAAAAUGAUUAAAGCUGAUGCCAACAAUAUAACGAUUGGUCAAGAGAUCAUCAUUCCAAUCAGAUGCUCUUGCACCGGCCAGUUCUCUCAAGCCAUUGUCAUGUACAACUUUUCUAACUCAGAUUCAUUUGCUUCAGUUGCCUGUGGAGUUUUUGAAGGGUUGGUGAAAGCACUAAGUCUUGCCGAAGAGAACCCAGGUGAUCCUCAUCAAUCUACGAUGAGGGUGCCUGUCCGAUGUGCUUGUCCUGAUGCAGAUGAUAGAAGAAAUGGCGUGGAAUACCUUGUUACAUAUCCUGUUAUAGAGUAUGACAAUGCAGAUUUAAUUGCCGCAAAAUUUGGAGUGCCUGAAACCAUGAUAUGGGAGGCCAAUAAAUUAGCAUCUUUUUCAACCAUAUUUCCUGGAACAACACUGCUUAUUCCAACAAAGGAUGUUCCCUUUGUGAACUCGGUUAUCAAUGCUGAUCCAGCUCCCAGCCCUACAGAAGUAAUUCCGCUAAAGAAAGUUACAUCCAGUACAGAAACAACUAUAUUGCAUAGACAGCUAGUUCUUGGAGUAGGUAUUAUUGCGGCAGUGAUUCUAAUGAUUAUGCCUUUUAGUGCAUUUAUAUGCAUCAGAAGAAAGAAUCAUCCUAGGAAUUUUCAACCUUUAUCUGCUAGAAGUUCAGCGUCAUCAAAUCUCUCACCUGAUUUUCUUGAUGGAGUCUCCAAGUUAAAGUAUUCGCUGGUAAAUUAUAGCUUGGAAGAGCUAAGGAUUGCAACUGAGGAUUUCAAUAAGGCUUCUGUGAUUGGCAAAGCAUUAUACAGGGGAAGGAUAGAUGGUUUGAAUGUGGCGGUAAAGCAUAUGAGUUCAGAAGAUGCUGCUCGCCAUAUCAUAAGCAUAUUGACAAAGAUCAAUCACCUAAAUGUUCUGAGGCUUGAGGGAUGCUGCUAUGGGAGCACACCUUAUUUGGUGUUCGAGUUUGCAGAGAAUGGUAGCUUAAAGGAUUGCUUGUCGAAUGCUAAGAUGUCUAAGCAGCUUACUUGGGCUAAAAGAAUGCAGAUUGCUUUUGAUCUGGCAGUGGCUAUUCAUUACAUACACUACUGUACUAAACCUGCUUAUGUUCAUCGAAACAUAGAUAGCACAAGCGCUCUAAUAACCAUGGAUUGGAGGGCAAAGAUUUCUGGAUUUAGUUUGGCAAAACCUUUGAUUUGGAGCAAUGAGAAGGAAGAGACUAACUGGAAUGAAUCAGUGGUGGUGGGUACAGAAGGAUAUUUGGCACCUGAGUAUCUCAGUGAUGGGAUUGCUUCCCUCAAGGUGGAUGUAUUUGCAUAUGGAGUUGUUUUGCUGGAGUUGAUAUCGGCCAAAGAGGUUACUGUGGGGGGAAAUUUUUUGAAAGAUUCUGUCAAUUUUUUGGAAGAUGCAGGGUUUGAAACCUCUUCCGGGUCCGUGGACGAGUUGAAAAAAUUCAUGGAUCCAAAUUUGGAGGGUGAUUAUCAGUUAGGUGAGGCUAUGUGUUUGGCACUCUUGGCGAAGGCUUGUAUUCAGAAUGACCCCUUAAACAGACCCACCAUGAACGAUGUUCUGAAGGCUCUUUCAAGAAUAGUUUGA